AUGGAGCACUGUGAAGAGAAUGGCAUGUCCCCAACCAACACUGAGGAUAUUAGGAUCGAUUUGCUGCAAAGUCCACACAAGAAACCAAUAAAAGAGCCUCCUGAGCGGAUCUUCUGGACAAGGAAAAGCGAGUACCUCUUAUCCCUUAUAGGGUACACUAUUGGAUUAAGUAGCAUGUGGAGGUUUCCAUAUUUGUGUAUGAAAAAUGGCGGAGGGGCCUUCCUGAUACCUUUCACAAUUUUCAUGAUACUAUGCGGUUUUCCAUUAUAUUAUCUGGAGUUGGCGUUGGGUCAAUUUUCGGGGAAAAGUCCAAUGGUUGUGUGGAAUAUUUGCCCACUAUUCAAAGGUAUAGGCUUCACCAUGGUAACACUGUCGCUGAUAGUUACCUGGUACUACGGGACAGUGAUUGCCUGGGUGCUGUACUAUCUCGGCUAUACAUUUUCGUCUACUCUCCCUUGGUCCACAUGUGAUAAUGAAUGGAAUACAGCACAGUGCGUAGUUGUAAGACAUUCACAGCCGCUUGCACAAAACAUCUCUUCAUAUAGCAAUGACAGUAAUACCACAAGUAUGUAUGAGGGCAGGUUGUCAUCGCCUUCGAAUAUUACAACAGUAACAACUGCAGCAUCGGAGUUUUGGAGGUACAAGGUGCUGAAUAUGUCGAAUGGAAUAGAGAACUGGGGUUCUUUGCAAUGGCCGCUUGUUCUGGUACUGUUUUUGAGCACUGCUAUGUGUUUUCUCUGUAUAAUUAAAGGCGUCCGAUCCGUUGGAAAGGUAGUGUGGGUAACGGCCUUGAUGCCAUAUGUCCUGCUUACUGUAAUUUUGGUUCGAAGCGUCACACUAGAAGGUGCUGUUGACGGAAUAAUUUUUUACGUCAAACCUGAUUUUCAAAGGCUUCUUCAUUUUCAAGUUUGGUGUGACGCGGCUUUACAAGUGUUUUACUCGCUUGGACCAGCAUGGGGCGGGGUGCUUACAAUGGCUAGUUUUAGUAGGUUCCAGAACAGAUGCUUCAGUGACGCAGUUCUAUGUGUGUCCAUGGACCUGAUUACCGCAUUUUAUUGUGGGUUUGUUGUCUUCUCUAUUGUCGGUUUUCUAGCGCAUGAGUCAGGAAUGAGGGUUGACGAGGUUAUAGAGACAGGACCUGGUCUAGUGUUCCUUACCUAUCCGGAAGCCCUAACAAGACUCCCGCUUCCUCAGUUAUGGUGUUUCCUCUUCUUCCUCACGGUUUGCUUUGUUGGCGUUGAUAGUCAGUUUGGUAUGCUUGAGACUGUAGUUAGUGGAAUUGCCGAUAUGUUUCCUCACACUCUUGGUAAACGAAAGAUCCUCAUAGUGGGCUGUGCCUUCUUGUUUUACCUACUGAGUAGUUUGGUGUACGCGACACAGGCUGGAGUGUAUAUCUUCAUGUUCAUAGAUUGGUAUGCUUCCGCCUAUUGCAUUUUCUUGACGUCAUUUUUGGAAUGUGUGGUGAUUGGGUGGUGUUAUGGAGCUGAGCGCUUUAGUCGUGACAUCGAAGUUAUGACUGGGAUGCCAGUUCAUGUAGUCAUCCGUUGGUCCUGGUGCAUAUUUGUGCCAGUUGCUAUGUCUAUUGCGUUGGGAAUGGCCAUCACCAAUAUGACCAAUCCUGUAUAUGAGGGUUACAUUUAUCCAGACUAUAUAGGAUUGUUUGGUAAUAUUGUCGGAUUGUUGCCUAUCAUACCUAUCCCUGUCGUCAUGGCAAUAGAGAUACUGAAAGCGCGGGGACCGCUGACGCAGAGAAUCAAGCUUCUUUUAAGACCGAACGCUGACUGGCUCCCCAAUGACGAACAAGCCCGUGAAAGCUAUACUAUAUACAAGUACAGCAAUGCAAUCGGACGUAAUAUUCGUAUUGAUCUCCUUGCACUUUUAAUACUGAUAUUGGCGGUGACAACAAACACCAUACUGGCUACGGAUUCCUCUGAUGGCUGUGAUUCUGGCAAGUAUGCACUCAUCGUAUAUCAAAACUUUUUCAGACUCUUUGCAAAUCCACAGGAGAAUGCCAAACAACUUGCGAAGAAGACGAAGCAAUCAAUAACAGACGACGACGAAAUGCCGGACAAAAUUCAGGAUAUACAGUUUCAGUCACAGGAAGCACUGGAUGGGCUCCAUCAGUUACUUCAUCGAUACGAUGUAUAUUUCCCCCAACAGAAAGCUAUCCAUCAACCAGAGCAAGUAUGA
Molecule: messenger RNA, 2190 nt
Organism: Ylistrum balloti
Lineage: Eukaryota; Metazoa; Mollusca; Bivalvia; Pectinida; Pectinidae
Product: sodium- and chloride-dependent betaine transporter-like
Exons: 17
Coding region: 1-2190 (729 amino acids)
Biological process (GO): sodium ion transmembrane transport
Cellular component (GO): membrane
Source: RefSeq, a predicted model, not a curated record